This is a messenger RNA of Bombus pyrosoma, 6836 nucleotides long. Its product is annotated as serine protease 42. The coding region runs from base 4076 to 5623 and encodes 515 amino acids. The record is from RefSeq and is a predicted model, not a curated record. The transcript is spliced from 9 exons. Gene Ontology annotation, molecular function: serine-type endopeptidase activity. Gene Ontology annotation, biological process: proteolysis. Lineage: Eukaryota; Metazoa; Arthropoda; Insecta; Hymenoptera; Apidae.
UGCCGUUUUGCAGAAAUUACGGUGCUAUUAAGCAUCGUAUAAAUACCGAUCGAACAAAGUAAACAACAGCUAUAUCGAGCACUCAGCUCGCAUUAUCUCUCACAGUGUAGAUACAUAUAUUUAUUUAAAACAAUUUUCUCUUGAUCUAAAUUUUACUAUUUUCUAGUUAAACGAACAUAAACGAAAGAUUAUUUUAUUCCAUGCUCGUGUGUUGAAAAAUGUUCUCUCUUAUUUACGUUCUGGAUCGCUGUUGCUGGAUCGUGCAAAGAAAACGGGGCCGGGAUCGGACGAAAACAAAAUUUCACGCGCGCGCUUCUCUUUUUUUGGCUUUUUUUCCAUUUGCUUUCGGCGAAAGUAAAACGGCGCCUGUGCGCUUUGCAGAGAAAGUAAUGGAUCGCGCUCUUAAUGUCGGUUCACACGGAAUUCAGGAUGUGGACACCCGUGUGGCGCCAAUCGGCUGGCACCGGACAGCACCGACGAUAUAAACGACAGACAGAAAGACAGAGAGAGAGAGAGAGAUAGGAGAGAGAAAAGCCAGAAGAGAAAGAGAAGAACAGACGCGGGACACACGCGAGAUCAACGCACGUGGGCUUUCACGAACAGCUGGGAAACGAAGCUACAAUUAUGCGUGUGGUGUGUAUCUCGUUUACAGCGACGUAUACAAGAGACGAGAGAAGAAACUCUCUGUACUUUCGACCAUCAGCCUGCACGAUAGAGUCAGACUAGUAGUAGGAAGGUGAAAGUUCGUGCGAUGCAGCUUCUAGAUCGCCUCUUCCAUCGUUUACUUUGUGAUUUUUUUGUCCCUGUCACUUUUCCUUCGAUCGAGUUCGAGGAACCGACGAUUUUCCCGUGAUCGUUUCUUCUCAUAGAUCUUGGUAUCUAUCCGUCUUUGACGUUUAUACUUCUGGCUACAAUUUGUUAGAUCGAAACAGCAGCGAAAUACGUAUUUUAAUCGUAACAUUUCGUAACAGAGGGGAAAUUGAUUAUGAUAUAUGCGUUUCGUUGGUAGCGAGUAUCAAGAUGAAUAAUGGCGAGGGUAUUAAAAUGUCGACAGCUUUCAUUUUCUCUGGAAGAACCAGUGACAUGGUUGUAUUUUCUCCUCCUUAACAGAAAUCAAAGAGCCGAGAAAAAAGAAAACGAGAAAGACAAUAAUUAAAAUAUUAUCGAGUCGCAGGAGCAUUAAGGCGAUUAACAGGUUCGAAUCUAGUCGGAAACUGGAAUAUGUUUUCUACCGGGUUUCACUUUUCUUGCUACCUUUUUUUUCUCGCCAGGUCAGGCUUCUUUCGAUAACGUUCGUUAAGAACUUGACAAUUCCUUGUAAGUCAUAUUUCAGAUAAUGUUUAUUAGUACAUAAAGCAUACUGGCUCGUAUACUAACGUUUCGUUUUGUUGAUUAGAUCGGCUAUAGCGACAUUCUAAUCGGCAUGGUAAAGCUCGGCAUGGUAAAAAGGGACUCGAAGAAUAAGAAGAACAUGGUCGAUGGCUCGUAACUUCCGGCGGAGCGGGUGGCAGCGUGAACAUGAACUUCACACUGUCGUGCAUGCAAGAAGUGCACUUUCACUUCUACACGACAGAGCCAAUGACCUACUAACACAUCGAACCAUUCACUCGCUACCGCGAUGCUAUUCUGGCAAGGACGUUCUACAUCGAUUGUUCGAUGCCAUCGAUUAUUCUUCUUGACUGAAAAAUGGACGAUAUCCAUUGAAAAAUUCUAUAAAAGUAUUGCAACCAUCCUCAGAACUCGCAAUAAAAUCCAUCCUCAAAUAUUUCAGCUUCAAUUCCUAAACGAACUGCUAAUUAAUUCUUCAAGAAGUAAUACGACGAAUAAAUUAAUAAUCAAGUUCAAUAAUUAAUAUCUAUAAAGGUACUUAGUAAUAUUUAUCCGAUGGAAUUUUACAUUUAUCUCUUCAAUGAAUCCAACACUCUUUGCAUCGACUCCUGGCCGCUUCCACCCCUUUUUCUAACUCUAACCAAGAUCAUUCCUUUACCUUGAAAUUCCUCGUCGUUCAUCGACUGUCCUUCGAUCAGCAGACAAUGGACCCUUCUUUUCGGGCGAGGAUUUUUUAAUCCAUUACGAAAUGGGGUGACAAGGACCGUUACGUGGUUAAAUUGACCUGAACGUGGUUAAACUAGUGAUUAAUGCAGCUGGUACGAUGUUGGCUAUUGCCCAAUCUCGUCUCAGGCCAAUAAAACUCGUGGCGUGGCGUUUUCACUCCUUCUUAAUAUCCCCGAUAACUGACCAACCGGAGGAUGCUGCCCCGUACCAUAAUGAAUCUCCGUGUGUACAAUCCAUGUGUUUGUUUCCUGGUGAGCCUCUUUUUACUUUCACCCGUUACGGAGCCAACGUGACGCAAACAACAUAUUUUCGUCCAAUUGAAAAAGAAUCCACUCGAUCGGCUCCAGGAACUUGUUUUCUACUCUCCUGACGCCGGACGCGGUCGGUUUCCGGCUUUCUGAAGACGAGUAGGUCAAACGGAGAACCAAUUUCGAUUCUAUCACGCGAUUUUAAUCUCCAUCUUUCUCUCGUUUUAUACAAUAUCUCAUGAAGCUGUUCUACUGCUUGCGGAAAUCUCUUAUUAAUGUAUUAUGUAUAAUUCGUAGUGAUGAAGGUCAACUAUUACGAUUAUAUCGAUAAAGUUUCAAACGAACGCGAAGAUGUACAUAGAAAGUACAAGAUAUUAAAUGCGAGUGUAUAAUUCGUAGAGAAUCAAAUUAAUUAUUUGCUUGGUAGAUUUCCCACUAGAUUUAUGACCGAUUUAACACCGAUUAUAUAUUUACAGUGACUAUUUAUCCAAUUAAAAUCUUUUUUUCGGCAAGUAUUCGAAUACCUUGAGUCGCGAUAUACUCUGCUUUAAACAAAAUCGAAAAUAUUCGACCACGUUACCUUUCGAAAUCAAACGCAACAAUGCAACCUAGUCACGAAUCAUUGCGUGCACUAUAUAGAUGCAGUUAAAACGGACUUUGGUAUAAAAGGGAUUCGUGUCGGAUAGAAUCUGUUCAGCUGCGUGUUCCGUGGCUCGUUUACCUCACUCACGCGACGUUUCUUCUUUGAUGUUUGGAAAAUCAAUUCUAACGAAAGAUCAAACGAUAAAUCGGAGCAGAUUGGUUAAAAAAUUACUGGAUCGUCGUGGAAGAAGAGAAAAGAGAAUUUAAUUAUCUCGCGUGUCGCUAUAUAAUUACAGCUGUUACGAUCGCAUCAGGAUUCUCGUGCAAUCGAAUCGAUUCUGAUAGCAACCAGUCGAGACAUUUUCCCCUUCGUUUUGGAAUUGAGGACUGUUUACCUUUUCGUAACGGCACGUUUUAUCUUGGAUCACUUUUGUUCCUUGUAUUCUUUGUCCUGCUUCGAAAGAUACCGUAUCAAAUGUUUGACAAUUUACACAAGUUAAUUGAAAGAGCCUAUCGGCUAAAUAAGUGGCGAGAUAACAGGCUUACCAGUACAAGCCGUCCUAUAGGAAGGAAAACAGAAUUUUGACACUUUGCGCCGUAAACGAAUUCAAAGUUUUUAUGGCAAAUGAUACUCGGAAAGGAUGCUGGCUACGGCGCAAGCAAAGACUGGAAGAAAAGGCAAACAGUGGGCAAAAGAUCGUUCCAAAAGAGUGACGCUAUUAAACACAGGGGAAAGUGGAAUAUUUAAGUUGCAGGAAUCGCGAACGAUUUUUCUCCAUAACGAAAACCCUAAAUCUUUUUGUCCCAUUAGUAACGCAAUUUCUAAUUCGAUUUCUUCAGUUUUAAUAUAUAAAACAUUUGUACUAUGCGUUAGUUUAACAGAAACAUGGAUUUCCGGACAGAAAAUUCUAGUGGCAAGCCAAGAUUCUGACAGUUUAAACUUAGUCACACAAGUAUUUUAACUUUUAGAAGUAUCGUCCCUUUUAUACUUAAUUAAGUUUCGACGUUAUCUUCCGCUGUGAUACGCUUUUAUAAUUCGAAAAGGUGUAAUGAAUUUUUUAUAAUAAUAAACCUAAACUUUUGCAGAUAGCUUAUUAUUAAAUUAGUUACGAUGAAAUAUAAAAUAUUGUUCGCAGUAGCGCAAGUUAAUCUUCGACUUAGCGAAAGAUUUAUGAUUUUGUUCCAGUCAAAUGAUGGGUGCAGCGAGAUCGUGCCAAUGGUUGCUCAUAGGAAUAGUCCUCAUCGUAUCCUCGAAUCGUGCCACCAGUCAUACAGAGAUCUCAGGAUCGAGUCUUAGCAAGCCAAAGACGAUCUUCAGUUCCAGUUACAUUGAGCCGCGAAGCAACAAUGGGAAUCGUACAGACUUAAUUCUGAAUUCGCCUCGCAGACGUCGAUAUGUUAGAUUUCCAAGUGGUCCAGCCGGGUACCUUUUCGAGGGUGGUGGACCUCCUAUAGGGAGGAACAUCGGUGUGCCUCCUGGAGUUCGUUUUCCAUCCUGGAGGCAGCACAAGUCGCUGUGGAGAAAUCCUAUUUCCGAGUACAACAGACCCGUGAUGGGUCAUCGAACUCCACGAUUGAUCUUUCGUGACAACGACAUCCCACCCCCGGUGGGUGGCAGCGCAUCCUCGUUUUUCCAACAGUCUAACCACUUGCCAGAUUUUGAGGACGAGAUCAGAGAUCAUCGAAAGCAAACCCUCGACGAUUACCCUAGGUUAGAAUCAGAGCCGCGUCAACAAAAAAGACCGCUGUGGAAGGGUGACGAUACGUUGUGCGCUGUCGGACGAAGCUGCGAAUUUUUUCUAAUGUGCUGGAUGUCCGCUGGCCUUUUGGACGGCAGUUGCGGUGGCAUCAUGUACGCUUGUUGUCAGCGGAAAGAACCGAAAGGUAGCUCUGAUUAUAACCUGAUUGAGGCACCUAGAGAUCAAUCUCAGCCGCUUCCGUUGGAUACUUACACGGAGACCGCCAACGAUGAUCGCUGCGGGAUUCCCGUCUCGAAGCAAACCGCGCAAAGAAGAAUCGUCGGAGGCGACGACGCAGGAUUCGGCAGUUUUCCAUGGCAGGCGUAUAUACGAAUCGGGUCCAGUCGAUGCGGCGGCACUCUCGUUAAUCGAUUCCACGUCGUCACUGCUGGUCACUGUGUAGCUAAGGCAUCGGCUCGUCAAGUUCAAGUCACUCUAGGUGAUUACGUAGUAAAUUCCGCUAGCGAGACAUUACCAGCUUACACCUUCGGUGUCAGAGAGAUUCGCGUUCAUCCUUACUUCAAGUUCACUCCUCAAGCUGACAGGUUCGACGUGGCUGUUCUACGAUUAGAUCGACCGGUUCAUUACAUGCCUCACAUAGCGCCGAUCUGUUUGCCCGAGAAAAACGAGGACUUUCUAGGACAGUAUGGAUGGGCUGCUGGAUGGGGAGCGUUGCAGGCUGGAUCGAGGUUACGCCCCAAGACACUACAAGCAGUAGACGUACCUGUGAUAGACAAUCGAAUCUGUGAGAGAUGGCAUCGGUCCAAUGGCAUUAACGUUGUGAUUUAUGACGAGAUGAUGUGUGCUGGGUACCGCGGAGGUGGCAAGGACUCCUGUCAAGGUGACAGUGGUGGACCAUUGAUGUUGGAGAAAACAGGACGAUGGUACCUAAUAGGUAUCGUUUCAGCUGGUUACUCGUGUGCUCAGCCAGGCCAGCCAGGAAUCUAUCAUCGGGUAGCUAAAACGGUCGACUGGAUAACCUACGUUAUCAAUUCGUAGCGAGACGAAUCAAAAGGGAUAGAGAUUGUUCUCUGUAAAAACUUUGCAUGAAACAAAGUUUACGACAUGGUAUUGGACAGGAUCUCUGACGAUUUCGUAACUGGCUGGCAAAUGAUCGAACGAUAGAUACGGAGGAUCUAGGAACUGUGUGACUGGGAAUUUCGACGAUUCUACGCUCGAGAAAUGUGAAACGUUGUGAUGAGAUAAUGUUUAAAGUCAGGAACAAAGUUGUCCGUCUUCGAGGUGGAAGAACCGUUGCUAUCAUGCAUCGAUUUCUAACGUAUAAUUUUCUAACGAAACGAGGUGAUGCGUGGAAAUUGUUUUAACUUGUAAGUCGCGCCCGGUGAACUUUCUUUCGUCGAUUAUGUAAGCGUUUCGAGGCAAAAAGCGUCUACAUUCUUGACGUACGGUGUGAAAUGUAACGAUGUGGAUAUUUUGUAAAUUAAGUGCGUGUGAUAUUCGUUUGUAUUCGCGCUUAAUAAAUGUUCAGUUUUUUAUUUUAUUAUUGUCUAUCCAUUUCCUUUUGUGCGUUCUAACGGAUGGGACGAAAGAACAAGGCUUUUACAUUAAAAACAUACUUUGUUAUUCGACAACCGCUAUAAUUCAACGCAAGCUUAGCGUUGCAAAUAAUAGAAUAACGCGCUUAAGUAUGUAUUUUCCAUUGCGUAUAUAAGUACACAUUUAUCUCGUUAUUCGGUUUAACAGUAAGUAUCUGUGACAACGAGCAUCGAAUUUCUGCAUUUGCAGAUCGCAGGACGUCGGUUAUCGAAGUUCUAUUAAAUAAGAUUAUCAUGGGAUAAACUACGGUAUAGUUACAAGUUUCCCAUCUUCACACCAACAAAAAAGUACACUAACUUCCCGCUUUCACGACGAAAUUUCAUUGUUCUUAUACAAACGACUUUUUGUUCUACUAACGUCGAUAACGCGUCGAGCGUCGUUUUAGGUUAUUCGAUAUUUUCAAUAACAACUGCCUGGCUAUUAUAUCGAAAAAAAAAAAGAAAGAAAAAAGCUCGUUGUGAAAACGGGAAUAUGAUCAAUUCCCUAUAGUUUCCUAGUUUAGAAAAUUCAUUAGCAUUCGCAACCAUCUAUACAUCUUGUCACACAAAGCGCGUGAUCCAUGUAUUAUAUUAUCUUUAAUUUAUUUUUUAAGUAUAUCUUUGAAACCGCAGUGAAAAAAGACGGCGUCUAAACGCGAAAGAGAUGCCCCCCCCCC